Molecule: messenger RNA, 5017 nt
Organism: Eublepharis macularius
Lineage: Eukaryota; Metazoa; Chordata; Lepidosauria; Squamata; Eublepharidae
Product: zinc finger protein 260-like
Exons: 5
Coding region: 144-2489 (781 amino acids)
Biological process (GO): negative regulation of transcription by RNA polymerase II
Molecular function (GO): DNA-binding transcription repressor activity, RNA polymerase II-specific; RNA polymerase II cis-regulatory region sequence-specific DNA binding
Source: RefSeq, a predicted model, not a curated record
GCCUUGAUGCAUGUAUCAGCCUCACCUCCACCCAAUUCCCUGGUUUGGAUGAGCCCCUGAUCUCAGCCUCCCCUUCUGCUCUUGCUCACCUGGACAAAGAAGGAGGCGGAAGAUCCAGGGGGUCCUGGCCGCUGAGCCCCGAGAUGGAGAGCCGGGCCGGGGAGUCCCAGCCAGAGACCGGCGCCCAGGCAGAAGGCUUCCUCCAGAGCCAGGCGGGGGACGUGAAGCGGGAAGAGCAGGUUCUGGUGACCUUUGAGGAUGUGUCUGUGGAUUUCUCGGAGGAGGAGUGGGCGCUGCUGGAUCCGGGCCAAAGGGCUCUGCACAGGGAAGUCACGGAGGAGAAUUACGGGAACCUGGCCUCUCUCGGGUUUGUGUUUCCUAAACCUGACUGUGCCUUCUGGCCAGAAGAAGAGGAAGAUCUAUUCGGACACGUCUCGAAGGAGGGAAACAGCUUGGCAGCAGGACUCGUGGUUACCUCCGCUGACCUCCCCUCCUGCCUCGAAGAAGGAGAAGACCCCUUCGUGCAGGACUCUCAGCAAGGAGCGAGAGCAGCAGGUGAUGGUGAUAGGAGGGAGCAAAAGAAAGAACAACAGCACAGAAAGAAAAUCAAAGUAACGCAGAAGCAGCAGAAGAAAUUUGCUUCAUUGAAUAGAGCGCAUGUCAAUGAAAUUGACCUUACCAGCCAUGACAAAAUCCACACGGGGGAGAAACCAUAUAGCUGUUCUGAGUGUGGAAAGAGCUUCAGUAGAAAACAAUCCCUGGGUUCCCAUCAAAGGAUCCACACAGGGGAGAAGCCAUAUAAAUGUUCUGAAUGUGGAAAGAGCUUCACAGUAAAGCCAUCACUAGUUUCCCAUCAAAGCAUCCACACCGGGGAGAAACCAUAUAGCUGUUCUGAGUGUGGAAAGAGCUUCAGUAGGAAACAAACCCUGGGUUCCCAUCAAAGGAUCCACACUGGAGAGAAACCGUAUAAAUGUUCAGAAUGUGAAAAGUGCUUCACAAACAAGUCAUCACUAGUUUCCCAUCAAAGAAUUCACACUGGAGAGAAACCGUAUAAAUGUUCAGAAUGUAGAAAGGCUUUCAGAAGAAGCUCAUCCCUUAAUUCCCAUCAAAGAAUCCAUAAUAGAGAAAAGCCAUAUAAAUGCUCAGAGUGUGGAAUGAGCUUCAGAAGCAGUGGAGGUCUUACUUCCCAUCAAAGAAUCCACACAGGGGAGAAACCAUAUACAUGCUCAGAAUGUGGAAAGAGCUUCACAGUCAAGUCAUCAUUAGUUUCCCAUCAAAGAAUCCACACAGGGGAGAAACCAUAUAGCUGUUCUGUGUGUGGAAGGAGCUUCAGACAGAAAAAAAACCUUUCUUCUCAUCAAAACAUCCACACAGGGGAGAAGCCAUAUAAAUGUUCAGAAUGUGGAAAGAGCUUCAGAAUCAACAAAUCCCUGAUUUAUCAUCAAAGAAUCCACACUGGGGAGGCACCAUAUACAUGCUCAGAAUGUGGAAAGAGCUUCACAGCCAAGUCAGAACUUGUUUCCCAUCAAAGCAUCCACACAGGGGAGAAACCAUAUAGCUGUUCCGAGUGUGGAAAGAACUUCAGACAGAAAAAAAACCUGGUUUCCCAUCAAAGCAUCCACACAGAGAAGAAGCCAUAUAAAUGCUCUGAAUGUGGAAAGAGCUUCAGAGUCAGCACAUCCCUGGUUUACCAUGAAAAAAUCCACACAGGAGAGAAACCCUAUAAUUGCUUAGAGUGUGGAAAGGGUUUCAGGAAUAACUCAACCCUUGCUUACCAUCAAAGAAUCCAUACUGGAGAGAAACCAUACAAAUGCUCAGAGUGUGGAAUGAGCUUCAGUAGAAGUAGAAGUCUUACUUCCCAUCACAGUAUCCAUACAGGGGAGAUGCCGUAUAAAUGUUCUGAAUGUGGAAAGAGUUUCACAGCAAAGCUAUCACUAGUUUCCCAUCAAAGAAUCCACACAGGGGAGAAACCAUAUAGCUGUUCUGAAUGUGGAAAGAACUUCAGACAGAAAAAAAAUCUGGUUUCCCAUCAAACAACCCACACAGAGGAGAAGCCAUAUAAAUGCUCUGAAUGUGGAAAGAGAUUCAGAGCUAGGAAAUCCCUGGUUUACCAUGAAAAAAUCCACACAGGACAAAAACCAUAUAAAUGCUCAGUGUGUGGAAAGGAUUUCCGGCAGAACUCACAACUUACUUCUCAUCAAAGAAUCCAUACCGGAGAGAAACCAUAUAAAUGCUUUCAAUGUGGAAAGAGCUUCAAUACAAGUGGAAUUCUUACUUCCCAUCAAAGAAUCCACACAGGUGACAGACCAUAUAAAUGUUCUGUCUGUGGAAAGAGCUUCAAAGACAAGUCUGCCCUGGCUUACCAUCUAACUAUCCACAAAAGGGAGCUCCCAUUUAAAUGCUCUGAAUGUGGAAAGGGCUUCAGAUCCAGCACACGCCUUAUUUCCCACCAAAGAAUACACACAGAGGAGAAACCAUUUAAACACUGAGAAUGUGGAACAGCUAACAUGCGCAACUCAGAGCUUGCUUUCCACCAAAGAAUUCACACAGAAGAGAUAACAUAUAAAUGCUCAGAAUGCGGGAAGGCUUUCAUGUGUAGCUCAGAUGUUGCUUUCCAUCAAAGAAUCCAUACCGUAGAGAAACCGUAUAAGUGCUUGGAAUAUGGAAAGCUUUAGGAGAAGUUCAGAUCUUUCUAAUCAUUAAAAAAACAACAACUUCACAGGUGACAAACCAUAUACAUGCUCAGAAUGUGGAAAGGUUUUCACACGGAGGUCAAACUUUGUUUCCCAUCUAAGAACCCAUACUGGAGAGAAACCAUAUAAAUGCUUGGAAUGUGGAAGAAGCAUUAUGCUCAACUCAUAACUAGCUUGCCAUCAAAGAAUCCACACAGGAGAGAAACUAUAUAAAUCCUCAGAAUGUGGAAAGAGCUUUAGAGAGAGCUCUUGUCUAGUUUUUCAUUUAAAAAAAUCUACACUGGGAAGAAUCUCUACAAUUGUUCUGAAUGUGGAAAGAGCUUCAUUUAUGGAUUAAGUCUUACUUUACAUCAAAGAAUCUACAAAGGAGAAAAACCAUAGAAGCUCCCAGAAUGUGGAAAGAGCUUCCAUCAACGGUCAAGUUUUACUUCCCAUCAGCUUGCCACUCUGCACCACGGGGCUCUUAUCCCCUAUCAGUUUAUACAAUUUAUUGAGGCCAAGGUGCAAAGAGCAUCUGAGAAUGGCAGGAAUGUUUAACUUCACAGAAGCUGAUGAGAUGAGAAACUUGUAGUCAUUAAUUUUGCAUAGACUUUGUUAAGAUAAAAAAUAAGAAUGAGCUGGGCAAUGAGGUGAUUUAUGCUCACCCGUGCAGUUUGAUGGAUCCAAUUGGAUUCCAGAAUGCCCUGUGGGAUCCGAUGCCCCCUGGCAGCUCGUUGGAUGAGCUGGUAGAGGAUGGGCAUCCUCGUCUCUCUGAAGCCAUCAGUGAGAUCACUCCCCAUCAUCCUCUCUGCUCCCGAACCAAAGUGGCCCCGUAUCUAUAUAUACAAUUUAUUGAGGGACAUGUGCAAAGGGCGUCUGAGAAUGUCUAACUGCACAGAAGCUGAAGAUAGGAUUCAAGGAUACAUGUAUUGGUGGAGGGCCAAAAGAGAUUCAAAUGUAUAAGAAACCUGUAAACACUAAUUUUCCACAGAUUUUGUCAAGAUAAAAUAUAGGAAGAAUGAACUAUUUUAUAUACUUUAAGAAGUUGUUUCAAACAUAGAUAACCAUAUCUGUUUUUGAAGUUUGCCACUUUGGGGUCAGGAAGGAAUUUUCUUCCAGGCCAGGUUUUGGAGGUUUUUGCCCUCCUCUGGGCAUAGAGCUGACUCCUCUGUGCCCCAACCGUGCACAAGUGAAGGCAGGGCAGGCACAAUGGGUGGGCCGGGCAUUGCCAGCUCCUCUGCCCCCAAAUCACAGCCAGGGGAAGGCAGGGCAGGGUGGGCUUUGCAUUGCUGCCACCUCAACUCCCCAGUUGCAGCUGGGGAAGGGCCAGGUGGGCAGGACUGGCAUUGCUGCCCUGAUAGUGGUCAGGCAAGCAAGGAGGGGGGCUGGGCAUUGCCAUCUCCUCCACGCCCUGAUUGCAGUCAGGGGAGGGCAGGGCAGAUGAGCCAGGCAUUGCCGCCUCCUCCGCACACCAAUCAUGGCCAGAGGAGGGCAGAGCAGGCAGGCCUGGCAUUGCCACCUCCUCCAUGUCCAGAUCACAGCCAGGGGAGGGCAACAUGGUUGGAGUGGACAUUGCUACCUCCUCCGCACCCUGAUCAUAGGGGAGGGCAGGGUGGGAGAACCAGGCAUUUAUUCCUCCUCCAUGCCCAGAUCGCAGCCGGAGGAAGGCAGGGUAGGCAGGCCGGGCAUUAGUGCCUCCUCCAUGCCCCAACUGAGGGCAGGGCAGGGUGGGCGGGCCAGGCAUUGCCGCCUGCUCUGUGCUCAGGUCAUGGCCAGGAGAGUUCAGAGCGGUCAGGAUGGGUGGGCAAGGCAUUGCCUCCUCCUCCAAGCCCUGAUCACGGCAGCGGGAGGGGAGAGCAGGCAGGCUGGGCAUUGCCACCUCCUCUGUGCCCCAAUCAUGGCCAGGGGAGGGAAGGGUGGGCAGUCUGGGUAUUGCCUCCUCCUCCACACCCCGAUUGCAUUUGGGGGAGGGUGGGUCAGGCAUUGCUGCCUAUUCUGCAUCUGGAUUGCGGCUGGGGUGGGGGCAGCACAGGCGCGCCGGGCCUUCUCGCUGCCUGCACAAGAUUAAAAGGUGAGUCGUCAUCAGUAUGGCUCACCUUUUAUAUUGUAGUAGAUGUUCUAAUCAGUUAGUCAAGAAUGUGAGCCUUUUGAAGCAAGGCAAUGAGUUAUUGUUAGGAGAUGGUUCUGAAACCCUCUGCUUCUUCCUAGUUGUCCUGACUUGUUUAUCUUUAGGUACUUCUUUGGACCCGUGUAAUUACUGUCCUUUAAUGAUCGAUGUAGUUAAUAACAAUUUCCUCUGGAUUGGGCUGAUAUUGACUGCUAAAUAAUCAUUUUUUAAUAAUAAA